UCCGAGCUGAAACAGGAGGGAGAUCUUUCUUCCCAAAAACCCGGCUGAUUCCAGCCGGUCGAAGAGCCCUUUCUCGCCAAAAGACAGUUGUUGUUUUUUCGAUUUUUGCUGGGCUGGUUCACACCACAAAAGCAUCGAUUCCUCCGGGCGUCAUGGCGGCGCCCCGACGGCGCACGUCGGCGGAGCUCCAAGUGAACGGCGGCCUAAUGCCGCCGUCGGCGCACGUGAUCGCCUCUCCCCGAGGCAGCGGCAGCGGUGGCGCGCCCUGCCGAGAGGAACACGCUGUGACCGCGAACGGCGGCGGCCCGGCGCUCCGGGGAGCGAAGCCAAGAGGCGGCGGCAGCGUAUGCUCCGCCACCAAGACCUCCGACAGGAGGCGGCCGGCGGGGCGCAUGCCACUAUGGCGAGUCUUCAUCUUUGCGUCUGUCGCAUUGAAUGUCGCCGCACUCCCGCUCCUACUCCACCAGUACAUCGUCAGCCACCCGCACCACCCCGGUGUCAUCUCUCCUGAUCAGCAACAUCACGCCUGCGCCCCGCCGCCGGGCACGAGCGGCGCGGCGGCGAGGGCGCCGUCGACCGGGAAGCCUUCAGUAACCUCCGAUUCUGUUAUUAAUCUAGACCACGGGGACCCGACCAUGUUUGAGGCCUUCUGGCGGGAGACCGGCGACGCGGCGGAGCUCGUAAUCCCGGGGUGGCAGACGAUGUCCUACUUUUCGGACGUUGGCAACGUAUGCUGGUUCAUGGAGCCUCUGUUCGACCAGCAGGUGCGGCGGCUCCACCGCACCGUCGGCAACGCCGCCGUGGACGGCUACCACGUCCUCGUCGGCACCGGAUCCACGCAGCUCUUCAUGGCGGCGCUCUACGCCCUGUCGCCCGCCGACGCCGCCGAGCCCACCAGCGUCGUCUCCACGGCGCCCUACUACUCGACAGCGAACAGACUUCGGCGUCCGGACAGAGCGUAUGAACCCAACGGUGCUGCUUCAUUUGGUGACAUGUUCACCCCGGCAUAUCGUCGAACAGCUAGUGGGGGCGGUACGGCCGCUGCAGAGCGCAGCGAGCGGAGCAGCACUGCCUUGGGGUCGAGCGGCGAGCGCGUACGUCAGCUCCAGGAGCGUGAUGCCGAAGCUGAGAAAGGCGGGCGCGGCGAGGUGAACGGCGCGGGCGGCAUGUGCACGGCGAGCGUGUACGUGAGCUCCAGGAGCGCGAUGCCAAAGCCGAGAAAGGCGGGGGGCGGCGAAGGUUGCCAAGGAUCGGCACGGCGAGGUGAACGGCGUGGGCGGCAUGUGCGCGGCGCGCGUGUUGCAGCUCACCCGCGAGCUAGGGCUCAACUCCGACGGGCAGACUGUGGAGUGGCUACUCAGCCAGGCCGGGCCCUCCAUCCUGGCCGCCACCGGCUCCGGCACCACCCCGUCGUCUUCUCCUGCUCCUCCGCGCCCUCCACUGCCGCCGUCUUCCUCCUCAGGAAGUGCCCGCGAGAGGAUCACGAGGUGGCGCCAUCCUUCUGGAGCAUGGGCGACGAGCUCUGGCAGCACCUGCUGCUGGCCCGCGAGAGGACCACCGGCUCCGGCACGGGCGACGAGCUCGAGCAGCACCUGCUGCUGCCCCGCGACCAUGGCGACAAGCGCGAGCACAACACGGUGGAGCACGGACGCUGGUUCGGCCGUCGCUGUCGUGCCCAAGUUCUUCGGCGGCUGGAGCAGCAGCAGGGCGCCAUGCCGGAGCUCGUCGUGCAGGGCAGCAGCACGCACGAGUACCCGGGGAGGGCGACGACGACAGGGCAGUGGAGUGGCUGACCUUCGGCAGCGGCGUCGAGGUGGACUAGUGGGCAUCCAUGGUCGGCAUCGGUGGGGGAGAAAUAGAGAAAAGAGGAGAGAGAGAGGGAUGUGUGGGUGGGUGGCCCCCUCUUGUUUCGAUGACAAACGGGCCAUGGCUCACAUGCAACGGAUAGCCGGACCACAUGGAUUCAGAAAACGCCCAGAUUUUGUUUGCUUUGGACCCAAAUUUAGAACGAAAAUGGAUCCGAGCGACACAGAGCGGGUAGAAAAAUAGGAUGGGUCGCUGCGUUGGGCCAUCGUAUUUGUCCGUUUAGACUUAAACGAAUACGCAUGGACAAAAUGAGGUCGUGUUGAAGUUGGCCUAAUAGUCUCCGUACUCAUCCUGCUGCAAGCACAGACGAUGGGCCGUCCGGGCACCAUGCCAACGGUCUCAUCUGUCUGGGCAACGUGCCAAUGGUCUCAGGCGGGAGACUAUUGUCCAUAGUAAAAUGGCUCUCUGACCCGCGGGUGUCGCAGCAGUCACCACGUCGAGGAGGUCCCAUUGCUUGCUGCAGGAGCAACAUGCCUCCAUCAAUGUCAUGGACGGAGCUUCAGUGCCGUAACUGCACCUGUAGUUGGGUCACUGACAUGUGAGCCUAACAGACAGCUGGCCCACAUGUCAAUGACCCAACUGCAUGUGCAGUUACGACACCGAAGCAGCGUCCCGAUGUCAUAGUCGUCGCCAUAGGCGCUGAGGCGGCCGUGCUCCUGGCGUCGAGAACAACAUGUUGGUGCCAUACCCGUCGCCAUGGACGCUGAGGAGCGGCGCUGCACAAGAGCAACAUGCCAUCGUCCAUGGUGUCGCAGCCGUCGCCACCAUGGGUGCCGAGGAGGUCAUGCCGCUCACGCCUGAGAACAACACGCCGCCGUCC
This is a messenger RNA of Triticum dicoccoides, 2686 nucleotides long. Its product is annotated as tryptophan aminotransferase-related protein 2-like. Lineage: Eukaryota; Viridiplantae; Streptophyta; Magnoliopsida; Poales; Poaceae. The transcript has 3 exons. The record is from RefSeq and is a predicted model, not a curated record. Bases 153 to 1793 code for a protein of 546 amino acids. Gene Ontology annotation, biological process: amino acid metabolic process. Gene Ontology annotation, molecular function: carbon-sulfur lyase activity; transaminase activity.